CAACAACAACAACUGAGCGUCUACAAAUUUCUUCAUUAAAAGUGUGGCAGAAGUUUUGGCAACAACAACGACAUUAAGAUACCUGUAUCAUUUGCUCUGAAUGGCUAAACAAUUGUGCGGGUAAUUCCAUCCGUGCAGCUCCGUGCUCUGUGCUCCGUGGAGUCGAGCAUGCGCUGGCCUCCACCAGUUGCCGGCAGACGCAUCUUCUUCUUCUUCGAUUCGCUUGUCAUUGGAAAGUUGCCGCAGCCGCUUUGCUGCGUGACACACAUUUCACGCAUUAGACAACCCCCAGAAGACAGAAGACAGAAGACAGAUAGAACCACAGCCCGCUAUUCCAACUCCAAGUUGCAUUAUUCAUGCGCAGAGAAGAAGAAACAGCAACAACAACAACAACAACAACAUUAACAGCGACUACAACAACCAAAAGAAGUGCUGCAAGUGAGGCAAAGAUGACGCUUCGCUUAGUCAGCAUAUUAUCGCUGGCAUUAUUUUUAGUAUUGCCCGCACAGUUGGAUGCAUUUAUCACGCAGAAUACAGGCUGCCAUCACAAUGGCACAUGGUAUGCGGACAAAUCGGUGGUGCCCAGCAUGGAGAAGUGCCUCAACUGUCAGUGCAAUCGCAAGACACUCGUGUGUCGUCUAAAAGUGUGCCCAGAGAUGCCGAUGCCACCGCCACGCGGUUGUGUGGUCGUCCAAAAGAAGAAUACCUGUUGCCCGUAUUUGUCGUGUGCUCGUCUCGAUGCCUUCUACAAGAUUCCCACCAAGCGACGCAUCAUCGCCUACUUGGAUCACUAUGAACGCGAGUCCAUCGAUCGUGUGGUCAACGAUAAUAUGCUGCAAAGGCGCUCUGAUGACUCGGACGUGGAUCUAUUCGUUUGUGUGAAGAAUGGCACGGUGUACAAGUCGGGAUCUGCGAUGUCCUCAUCGAAUCUGUGCAGCUAUUGUUAUUGCAUUGGUGGCACCGAGAAGUGCGUCAAACCCAAGUGCAUGCUGCCAGUGGAGGGCUGCAAGCCCAUCUUCGUGGACUCCACCUGCUGCCCGGUUCGUUACGACUGCAGCAGCAAGACAUCGGGCAAAUCCUCGCAAGAAGUGCGCUAUCGCAAGACCUCGAACAAACACUUCCAACGCAUGUCGCAAAGACUUCAACGCAAUCGCGGCUGCACCGUCAACAGUCAGUUCUAUGCGGAGGGACAGAAGAUGCGUUCGGAUACGGACAAACCCUGCGACAUUUGCUUCUGCAUACGCGGAACACGUCGCUGUGCUCCAAAGAAAUGCUCCCCAGCGUUGAAGAACUGCAUCCCGGUGGUGCCCAAAGGGCAGUGUUGUCCCUCGAGCUACGAUUGCGGCAGUCAGCGGGAUUAUCGCCGAUCGCAGAGUUCGCGACAAUUCAAUCUUUACAAUCUGCUGUUCGGCAAGGAGGAACAAGAGGCUGAGGCAGCAGCAGCUGCGGCGAUGAUGCCUCAGAAUUCUAUGAUGGCCGAGCAUUAUCCACACGAUCGUCACCCGACGCUGCCGACGGUGGGAGAUGCCAUGGAGGCGAGCAGCGAGAAAAGUAUUAUGGACACGCUGCGUGAGGGACUUGAGUUCAUCGAUGGCAACAACAAUCAGAUGCUCGCCAGCAACAUGGAUUUGGUAACGGCAGCAACACCUGCACCCAUAAUCCAAGACGGAAGCACCACAGAACUGAGUUUGCUGGAUUUGCUAUUGGGUCCCAGCACACAACAAAGUGAAGUCAAGGUGACGCAGGAGUCGUUGACGACAACGAAGAAACCUUUGUCCUGGGUGGAUUUAUUGCUAGGUCCCGAUGAAGAAGAUGUUGCUGCUGUCACAGAGUCGAGUAUAGAAUCAAACACAGCGCUGGCUCAAUUGGAGACGCAACCGAGUGUGGCAAGCAGCACUUUAAGUAGCAUUAAACGCAUUGCCGAUGACUUUGACGAUCAACUGGGCAGCGAUGAGAUUGCUGUGGGUGAAUUACCCGCCGAAGCACAACAAAUAUUGCUCAGCAAUUCGCAGUCAAAGGAAGAAGAAAUCGAAACAACAGCAAAGCCAGCGAAUGAUUUGUUCAAUGCGUUCUUGAAUGGACUCUCCGAUAUGCUGGACGGUAAUGCAACGAGCAGCUCAACAACAACAACUCCAACGACAACAACGACGACCACAAGGCGACCCACAGUCAAAGUGCAACAUGCAGCUCCAAUGUUUCGUCCACUACCGAGUAAUAAACCGCAGCACAGUCGCAUCAACUCGAAGCUGGCAAAUCUGACGGUGACGCCGCCAAUGGUUGUGGUCACCAGCAAGUAUGGACAGCCCGUGACCUACAGAACAAUGCCCAGCAGCAGCAGCAGCAGCAGUACAACAACAACCACUACAACAACGACAACCACAACGACAGCCAGACCCACAACAACAACAACAACCACUCAGAAACCAAGCACCACAACAACAACAACAAUUCGAACUACAAACAAACCGAAACCAAAGCCGAAGACAACGCGACGCACCACAGCAGCAACAACAACUACAACAACAACAAGUAGCACGACCACAACAACAACCACACCGCGACCCACCAUCACAACAACAACAACUACAGCGCGACCCACGACAACCACUACAACCACUAAACGAAGCACUUUGAGACCCAAGCAAAGCACCGCGCGACCUUUGAUCAUCAAAACGAAUCCCAGCAUUUUGGAAGCCGAGCCUUUGGAUGUCAGCGAUGACAGCACGGCGCCCACUUUGCCACCCAGUUUGCCUAAUCUCAAGAUCAUUCCCUUCCUGCCCACAGAUGCUGUGAAUAGCCAAGCAACCAAGCUGCAAUCGCAAAGCAGCUACAACAAUGUCAACACCAACAACAACUACUAUCAGCAACAGCCAAUGGCUGCUGAUAAAAUGGAUAUUGAUUACGAUCCAGCUUACGAUGAGACUGCCGCACUUUAUCCUUCAAUAACCUCAGCUUAUCCACAACAACAGCAACAGUCGCAAGUCAGCAGCAGCAACAACAACGAUCAGGCUGCCUACAAAUACAAGUUCAAUGUCGAGGUGCCCGCUGUUGAGGCGCCACCAGAGCCGGUUGUGCAUCUCGGUGGACAAUACGAAGGCAGUGCAGCGUAUGUUAACUACGACUUUGAGCAGCAAGUUGUGCCACCAGCGCACAGCGGCUUCUCGCCACCCACAGAGACUGAGGGCGGUUUUAUGCCCAAGGAUCCACUGGUCAUCGAUGGCGAGGUGUUGCACGAUCACGUCACAUCCAAUGUGAUACUUUCGAUAGGCAACAACUAUCAAGUCACACAACACAUCAUCGAUAUAACAACUGCGGCGAGUGAAAACGACACGAUUCCAAUAGAAAUCACAACACCCGAUCCCUUUAAAGAUGUCAUCCACACCGAGAGGUCGCCCAAUCUGGACGCACUCAUUGUGGACAAGCAGCCAGCACAACAGCAACAGUUGCAGCAACUACAGCAACAGCAACAGGAACAACAGUUGCAGCAACAGCAGCUGCAACACAUCGAGAGCGUAAGCUAUAGCAUAAGCAGCGCUUCCGGUGGCAACAAAGCAACAACACAAACACCCGCCACAACAACAACUACCACUACAACAACAACUCCAUCAACAACAACAACAGCAGCAGCAGCAGCACUGCCAUCGAUAAUAGACAAAAACGAAAUCAAUAAACUGGACCAGUUGCUGGACGAGUUGCUGGGCAGCGUCAGUCAGAGCACGGUGCCGCCCUUUAGGACAUUGCCACCCAGCAUAGCAGUAAAAAACUACCGCUACAACAACAACAACAUCGAGACCGGCAACAACAAGUGCGAGGCCAGCAACAACGACAACAACACGUGUCUAUAAGAAGGGCAACAAAACGAAGAGCAAACCGGCAGCCGGCAACAGACGCAACAAUCCAACAGCAAUUACAAGUAAACCCAGCAGAUCCAAAGUUCAACAGGCCACGCGUCGAACUCCCGCCAGCAGCAGCAGCAGCAGC
This is a messenger RNA of Drosophila sulfurigaster albostrigata, 3981 nucleotides long. Its product is annotated as mucin-5AC. The record is from RefSeq and is a predicted model, not a curated record. The coding region runs from base 357 to 3845 and encodes 1162 amino acids. Lineage: Eukaryota; Metazoa; Arthropoda; Insecta; Diptera; Drosophilidae. The transcript has 6 exons. Gene Ontology annotation, molecular function: protein binding.